CGUUUCCUGGGUGUGCGGGGGUGGGGCGGGGCAGGCGGGGACCAGCCCAGCUCCCCGGCCAGGCGGGAAGGCAGGGAGGGAGGACCCGACCCCCCGAUCGACAGCCGGCCGGGAGCGGCGGCCGAUGGAGGACUGAGAGGCUCGGGGCCCCGGGCCCGGACACGGGCCCCAGCAGCCCGAGGAACGGGAAGCGCUCAGCACAGCGCCGGCCCCGCACUGAGCGCCGAACAAAGGCCGGGGAGAGGGCCCCCCGCCGGGGUCAUGGCGGGCCGGACGGUCAGGGCCGAGACCCGGAGCCGGGCCAAGGAUGACAUCAAGAAGGUGAUGGCCACCAUCGAGAAGGUCCGCAGAUGGGAGAAGCGCUGGGUGACCGUGGGAGACACAUCCCUCCGUAUCUUCAAGUGGGUGCCGGUCGUGGACCCGCACGAGGAGGAGCGGCGCCGGGCGGGGACUGGGACCGAGAGACCCCGAGGCCGGGAGCGGAGGGGUCGGGGGAGCAGUCCCCGGGGGAGCGGGCCCCUUAUCCUGCUGGAUCUCAAUGCAGAUGAAAACAGCAACCAGAGCUUCCAGUCAGAGGGCUCCCUGCAAAAGGGUGCAGACCCCAGUCCCGGGGGGACCCCCCAGCCCAGCCGCCCAGCCUCCCCCACAGUCCCCCCUGAUGGGACCCCUGAGGACGCCCAGCCUCCCCAGCUUGGACAAGAGAGAGAUCCUGGGGGGCUGAUGGUGGGUGGCACGGAUGAACCGCCGAUGCUGACCAAAGAAGAGCCCGUGCCGGAGUUACUGGAGGCUGAGGUGCCCGAAGCUUACCCCGCCUUUGAGCCGGUGCCCGCUGUGCCCGAGCCAGAUGUCAGGGAGGCAGAUGACUCAGAAGGGACACCUCCCCUCAAACGCAUCUGCCCAGAAGGUCCCGAAGGCAGUCCCCUCCCACCCGAUCCCUGAGACUCAUCUGCCCCUCGGCCUUCUCCCACACCCAAUUCCCUGGCUUUUUACAAUAAAAAAACAAAAACCUUUUGUA
Messenger RNA from Ornithorhynchus anatinus (platypus), 1015 nucleotides. It is a transcript of the gene BCL7C, whose product is annotated as BAF chromatin remodeling complex subunit BCL7C. The transcript is spliced from 6 exons. The coding region runs from base 262 to 939 and encodes 225 amino acids. The record is from RefSeq and is a predicted model, not a curated record. Lineage: Eukaryota; Metazoa; Chordata; Mammalia; Monotremata; Ornithorhynchidae.